Polyodon spathula (Mississippi paddlefish) is the source of this 639-nucleotide messenger RNA. Its product is annotated as SH2 domain-containing adapter protein E-like. The transcript has 2 exons. NCBI's taxonomy places the organism in Eukaryota, Metazoa, Chordata, Actinopteri, Acipenseriformes, Polyodontidae. Bases 93 to 620 code for a protein of 175 amino acids. The record is from RefSeq and is a predicted model, not a curated record.
CAGAAAACGGAUCCCGAAAUCAGAUAGAGCUCAGAGCGCAGGGAAUGGAGGGUACAGUGCGGGGUUAUAUCUGGGAGCGAUAACCCCCGGCGAUGGCAAAGUGGUUCAAAGACUUCCCUAUUAACUUAAAAACCGGAGCGGACCGGAUCCGAUCCGCUUCCGACUCGGGAUCGUCAUCGAACCCCCGGGCUAAACUCGGGACAGCGGCGAAGAGCGCCGGCAAAAAUUCUGGAACUUGGCGUAAGAAUUCGGCGGUGGUGGAAGGUUCAGCUUCGGUGCUGACCGGUAAAAACCGUAAGAAUUCGGCAGUCGAGCUCGGCAGGACCGGUCCCGUCACGACCGGGAUCAAAGAAGGCAAGGUUAGCAGUUGGGACAUCCCGAGUUUUAUCCCGGGUAAAAGUCGAAAAAAUUCCCGUGCAGAACCCGGGUUGGAGGAGUCCCGGAGCGGGAAGGGCGGACCCGGCUCCUCUAGAACCUACAUCAGCAGGCUGAUCAAAAUGGAGAAGCAAGAGAAAAACGGGAAGAAUUAUAACUGCUCUGCGGCGGUGUCUCCCGCAGCCCGGGGCGCUGAGCAAGAACAAGAUCAGCCCUGUGCAAGCAAACAGGACACGGUGGGUUAAAAAAACAAAUCAAAUCAAA